This is a messenger RNA of Spathaspora passalidarum NRRL Y-27907, 1263 nucleotides long. RefSeq names its product Fth2p (gene FTH2). Gene Ontology annotation, biological process: iron ion transmembrane transport. Gene Ontology annotation, cellular component: fungal-type vacuole membrane; high-affinity iron permease complex; plasma membrane. The record is from RefSeq and is a predicted model, not a curated record. The transcript is spliced from 2 exons. Bases 1 to 1263 code for a protein of 420 amino acids. NCBI's taxonomy places the organism in Eukaryota, Fungi, Ascomycota, Pichiomycetes, Serinales, Debaryomycetaceae. Gene Ontology annotation, molecular function: ferrous iron transmembrane transporter activity.
AUGAUCGAAUUUGAACAGUACUUUUCAAUUCAGAUCUUCUUUAUCAUCUUGAGAGAGACAUUGGAGACCGCUAUCAUCAUCUCGGUUCUCUUGUCGUUCAUAAACCAACGUUCCCACAAACAACCAGAACUCACCGAGGACUCAUCGCCCGAACAGCAUGCUGCCCAUACCCAUUUGCAAAAAGUGCAACGCAAGUUGAAACUCCAAGUAUGGAUCGGUGCUAUUCUUGGACUAGUCGUUUGUUUCAUCAUUGGGUUAAUUUUCAUUAUUAGUUUCUACUUUAUCGGUAAGGACUACUGGUCAUAUACCGAACGAGUAUGGGAAGGUGUAUUUUCCCUCUUGUCUAGUAUAAUUAUUACCAUCAUGGGGAUUAGUUUACUCCGGAUUAACAAAGUCAUGAAGAUCAAGUGGUGGAUCAAAUUAGGUGAUGCAUACAAUAAUGAUAUCAGUGAAGAAGGCGAAGAGGAGAUUGCCAAGUUGGGUGAUGACGAUAUUGAAGAAGAUAGCAUAGCUGAAAACGCUAGCACCAGAUCCCACACCCACAGACAAUCAUUCACAAAACGUUACUUUCUUGCCAUACUUCCAUUAGUCACCACGCUUCGUGAAGGUCUUGAAGCCGUGGUUUUCGUAGGGGGAAUCGGUAUGUCGCAACCACCAACAUCUCUUCCACUUGCCAUCAUAUCGGGAAUCACACUCGGUCUGAUCAUCGGGUACACUCUCUAUCGAGGCGGGAACAAACUCUCCCUUCAAUAUUUCCUUAUCUUCCUGACAUGCUUCCUUUACACCGUGUCGGCCGGAUUAAUGUCACGAGGCGUCUGGUUCUUGGAAUUGGAAAAGUAUGUACGUGCUUGUGGUGGAUUGGACGUUAGUGAAACUGGAAGUGGUCCUGGUAGUUAUGAUGUCGCCACUAGUGUAUGGCAUGUCAAUUGUUGUAAUGGGUUGAAAGACGGGUGGUGGAUGGUGGCUAAUGCUCUUGUUGGUUGGACUAAUUCUGCCACCUACGGUAGUGUCAUUAGCUAUUGCUUGUAUUGGUUGUUUGUUAUUGUAUGGUUGGAAGUCAAGUUGUAUGAAGAAAGACACGGUGUUGUUCCUCUUGUUCCUGUCAAAUGGCAGAUCAAGAGAAUCAAGAAGAAGAUUAGACUAUAUGAAAUGAGAAACCAACAAGAACAGCAGCACGAGCAUGAACUUGAGAGCCAACCAAAUAACAACGGAGGUGGAAAUGGAGAUGGAGAUGAAGCCGAAGCUUUGUUAGGUUCAUCGUAA